Molecule: messenger RNA, 672 nt
Organism: Paramecium primaurelia
Lineage: Eukaryota; Ciliophora; Oligohymenophorea; Peniculida; Parameciidae
Source: the annotation of a GenBank genome assembly
AUGAAUUAAAAAAUCAAAAAGCACCAUGAGGUUUUAUCUUCAGCUGCAAAUUAACAUAAUCAAUUUUUAGAUGCAGAUGAAGUUGCUACAUUGAUAAACAAUGCUAAUCAUCCUGAUUUAAGUCUACCUUUCAGUAUAUUAAACUCAAUUUUAGAAUGGUAUGUUAGAACAAUAUCUGAUGAAAUUUAUAAGUUAAGCUUUCUGAAUUAAAAAAAGUUUAAUAGAGCAAAAAUAUUUUGGCCAAGUUAGUAUGAAAAUCAAAAAGACCUUAUAACAUAAUAUCUCAGUUAAUUUGAUGGAUUUGAUUUAGAAGAUUAUUUUGAUGUUGUCAUUAUGAUUUAAAUGAAAGAUGAAAAAGAAUUGAUUUUGAAUUGCUUUUUAAAUAGUUUUACUUUUUAAGUUGAAGAAAAAGAAAGAAAUAAUUUUUCUAAUUAAAAAGGAUUAGAAUUAUUUUAUGAAAGAAAGGAAAUUAUUAAGAUUAGAUGUGAAACUGACUUAAGUAUCUUGGUUAAUUUAACAAAUCUCCUUUGUGAGAAAUACAUAUACUAAAGUCAUUAUUAGGAAUAGCGAGAUAUUAUUAAAUUAUCUCACUAAGAAUUAUACAGAAGAUUGAUUCCAAUAUUAUAAGAAGAAACUUUAGUUGUUUUAUAUGAGCUAUAUAAAGAUUAAUGA